UGUGCCUCUAUCAGUCGCAACAGAGCAUGCGCAAUUGUACUCACUAACACAGGCUCUUUACAAUUGGAGUUGAGUUAAGGUCACUUAAAUAGCAUUCAACUCUGUUCUUCUUCCUUCUGUGUUGAAGGAGAACAGCCAUGGUGUUCCUGACGCUGUCUUGUUGGAUCAGAAGCCGUGGACCUGACCGAUAUUGGAAAGUUCAAGAAGUUCUCAAACAUGCACGGCACUUCAGAGGCAGAAAGAACCGCUGCUACAGUCUGGCUGUGCGGGCGGUCAGGAGAGCUUUCGUCUACGCCACCACAGCGCGGAAGCUCAAGAAGCGCAACAUGAGAACCCUCUGGAUCACACGCAUUGCAGCAGCAUCACGAGAGCACGGCCUGAAGUAUCCCAUUCUUAUACACAACCUCACCAAGACAAGCGUUCAGCUCAACCGACGUGUAAUCAGUGAUCUGGCUGUCACAGAACCUCGGUCAUUCCUCUCACUUGCAAAGCUGGCGCGGGCUAGGCAACAGGAAGGCUUCCGUGCAGCGUUGGGUGACGGCAAAGAGCCUUCUGGUGUCUUCUCCCGUGUUGUUCUGUUACAGUAAAAGAUUUGCUCCAGUGAAAGAUUUCCAGUUAUGUGUUUGAAAGAAUGCUGUUGUUGGAUUGUGGAGCUGUUCAUUAAAUGGUCAGUCAGGCACACACUCACUUCCUUGCUUUACAGCUAUCUUGCUCAAGGACACUCCCGCUGACCUUGAAGUAUGGUUUCUCCACUCAAUGUUGUUCAAAAGCAGUGCAUCCCUAGAAACAGAUUUGACCAAUGUAAAUGCCUUUUCCUUCUAUUAACAAUACUGAUAAUAGACAGUUCCUAAAUAUAGUUGUACACUAUUUUCAGGUGAAUCAUUUCAAGUUAAAUUUAGAGUAAAUUAGAUGAUAUUUUUGAAAUUGUGCACUCUGUCAUAACAAGGAUAGUUUGGCAACAGACAGCCUUGCUUCUCCUCCAUUCACUAAUUUCAACCCGCCCCACCAUUUGAUGCAGAUUGUGAGUUUUCAGGAAGUUGGGCAGAAGACUGACCUCAAGCUUUUUCAUUUGAGUUGUGUCUCUGUGUAAAUAUUUAUUUUGCCAAUUGUUGAUGUUAUCCUCUCACUGUUUGGUUCAUUAAACAUUUUGAUGUAUA
Messenger RNA from Cyclopterus lumpus (lumpfish), 1157 nucleotides. RefSeq names its product mitochondrial ribosomal protein L20 (gene mrpl20). Gene Ontology annotation, biological process: ribosomal large subunit assembly; translation. The transcript is spliced from 4 exons. Bases 138 to 587 code for a protein of 149 amino acids. Gene Ontology annotation, cellular component: ribosome. Lineage: Eukaryota; Metazoa; Chordata; Actinopteri; Perciformes; Cyclopteridae. The record is from RefSeq and is a predicted model, not a curated record. Gene Ontology annotation, molecular function: structural constituent of ribosome; rRNA binding.